Messenger RNA from Marmota flaviventris (yellow-bellied marmot), 924 nucleotides. RefSeq names its product olfactory receptor 2A7-like. Gene Ontology annotation, cellular component: membrane. NCBI's taxonomy places the organism in Eukaryota, Metazoa, Chordata, Mammalia, Rodentia, Sciuridae. Gene Ontology annotation, molecular function: G protein-coupled receptor activity; olfactory receptor activity. The record is from RefSeq and is a predicted model, not a curated record. Gene Ontology annotation, biological process: G protein-coupled receptor signaling pathway.
AAUCAGACUAUGGUCACAGAGUUCCUCCUCCUGGGAUUUCCACUUGGCCCAAAGAUGCAGGUGCUCCUCUUUGGGCUCUUCUCCCUCUUCUACGCCUUUACCUUGCUGGGGAAUGGGGCUAUCCUGGCUCUCAUCUGCCUGGACCCCAGACUGCACACCCCCAUGUACUUCUUCCUCUCCCACCUGGCCAUAGUGGACAUCGCCUAUGCCUGCAACACAGUGCCCCGGAUGCUGCUGAAUCUCCUGGACCCAGCCCUGCCCAUCUCCUUUGGGGGCUGCAUGACCCAGACCUUUCUCUUUUUGACUUUCGCACACACAGAAUGUCUCCUCCUGGUGAUGAUGUCCUAUGAUAGGUAUGUGGCCAUCUGCCAACUCCUUCGAUAUUCUGCCAUCAUGGGCUGGAGAAUCUGCAUCGGCCUGGUAGUGACUUCCUGGAUUUUAGGAGUCUCCUUGGCCCUAGUUCAUUUAAUAUUACUCCUACCAUUGCCCUUCUGUGGAUCUCAGAAAGUUAACCACUUUUUCUGUGAAAUUUUAGCUGUUCUCAAAGUUGCCUGCGCAGAUACCCACAUCAAUGAGGUCCUGGUCUUGGCUGGGGCAGCAUCUGUGCUGGUGGGGCCAUUCUCCUCUAUCGUAGUAUCUUAUGCUCGUAUUCUGGGUGCCAUUCUGAAGAUCCAGUCGGGAGAGGGGCGCCAGAAAGCCUUCUCCACCUGCUCCUCCCACCUCUGUGUGGUUGGACUCUUUUAUGGUACAGCCAUUGUCAUGUACAUUGGGCCCCAACAUUGGGACUCCAAGGAGCAGAAGAAAUAUCUCCUGCUGUUUCACAGCCUUUUCAAUCCCAUGCUCAACCCCUUGAUCUAUAGUCUGAGGAACAAAGAGGUCAAAUGUGCUCUGAAGAGGAUGCUCAUAAAGGAGAGAACACCGUGA